AUGGAGGACCAAGGAGUAUGGGAGGAAUUCGAGUCAGUAGAAGGAACAGAGAUUGAUGUCCGACUUGAUAAGAAGGAGAGGUCACAUCUUCUACAAGCACUUCCAGAGGAUCUUCUAAUGCAGGUGGCAAAUAAGAAAACGGCGAAGGAAGUGUGGGAUUGUCUCAAGACGAGGUUCGUCGGUGCAGACCGAGUGAAGAAUGCACGAUUGCAGACAUUGAAGAGUGAGUUUGAUAGGAUGCAUAUGAACGACAGUGAGUCGCUCGAUCAAUAUGAUGGUCAACUCACAUCUAUAUCAGUCAGGUACUCAAGCCUUGGAGAAACACUAAAUGAUAUUGCGAUAGUAAAGAAACUCUUCGACACCGUGCCAGAAAGGUUUAUCAGUGUGGUAGCCGGCAUCGAGCAGUUUUACAACCUCGAGACGUUAACAUUUGAGGAAGCUGUUGGAAGGCUGAAGGUCUUCGAGGAGCGAGGUAGAAUCCAAGAUAGAGGCCAAGGGAGAGGAGGCCGAGGAGCACCGUCUCGAAAAGACAAAGAAGGUGGUUCAGGUGGUCGAGGAGAUCCUCGAGACAAGAGUCACAUUCGUUGUUUUAAUUGCAACGAGAUGGCACAUUACUCAACACAAUGUCGAGAAAAGAAGAACGAGGUAUCACACCUUACCCACGUAGACAACGUCGAACCAGCAUUACUUAUGGCAAUCUCGGAGGAGAUUCCGCCAAUCAAUGUUGUCAUGCUGAAUGAAAUGAAGCUGACUCCAGAAAUUCUAGAAGCUAAGAACGAUGAGACAUCAAGAGAUGCUUGGUUCUUGGACAAUGGCGCUAGCAAUCUGGCGAUAAAGAGAAGUUCUUUGAACUAG
This is a messenger RNA of Impatiens glandulifera, 855 nucleotides long. RefSeq lists its product as uncharacterized. Gene Ontology annotation, molecular function: nucleic acid binding; zinc ion binding. Lineage: Eukaryota; Viridiplantae; Streptophyta; Magnoliopsida; Ericales; Balsaminaceae. The coding region runs from base 1 to 855 and encodes 284 amino acids. The transcript has 2 exons. The record is from RefSeq and is a predicted model, not a curated record.